This is a messenger RNA of Caenorhabditis remanei, 1818 nucleotides long. RefSeq lists its product as uncharacterized. Bases 1 to 1818 code for a protein of 605 amino acids. Gene Ontology annotation, cellular component: nucleus. Gene Ontology annotation, molecular function: DNA-binding transcription factor activity, RNA polymerase II-specific; RNA polymerase II transcription regulatory region sequence-specific DNA binding. Gene Ontology annotation, biological process: regulation of transcription by RNA polymerase II. NCBI's taxonomy places the organism in Eukaryota, Metazoa, Nematoda, Chromadorea, Rhabditida, Rhabditidae. The record is from RefSeq and is a predicted model, not a curated record. The transcript is spliced from 14 exons.
AUGAGCGAAACGUUCGAACUCACAACGACCACUCCAUCGGCGCAUUCAUUGGUUUCGGAGAAUGGCAAGAAGUACUAUUAUCUAAAUGUCCGACAAUCACCACCAGCUGAUCCGUUCACCGAAUCUCAGGGAUCUCAAUCGUUUGGGUCACAAGGAUCGUAUUCUCAAGAACUUGAACCGAAAUUUGAUCCACACAGAGAAACGUCUCAUAUCGUUGAUAGUGAACCGUUGAAUUAUGAUGACCACAUAAAUAAGAUUCAUGAAGAGAAAAGCGGUCCAAUUCACUACUACGGAGCGACUAUGGUAGUCAAGAAUGCACGUGAAAUGUUCAAUAAUGUUGAUAUACUACCCGACGGACGGUACUACUGCAAUGUAUGUAAACGUCCUUACAAAACGCAUGCCACGUUGACUGCUCACGUAAGAGGAUGCCAUCUUCGACAAGAGAGUGCGUGUACGGAACCGAACUGCAAUUAUGUAUCGUACACGGAAAACGAGAGAAGAAAGCACCAAAAGGUUCACGAUAAGGCGAAAUACUCGAGCUAUUCCAGAGAUGCGUUGAGAAUGCACCGGAAGAUGGAGAAUAUAAUAACCCCAUUGUUCCCAAGCGAAAAUAAUCUCCGCCGGACUACAAUCCAGAACAAUAAGGAGGUCGUUGGAAUGUUUUCUUCAUUUGACAAGCGAGGCAGAGUUAAGUAUUCGUGCUCAAAAUGUGAUCAGUGCUUUCACAAUGCAUAUUAUGCCACACGUCACAUGGAAAUUCACAGUGAUGCACAGAAACAAUGUUUUUAUUGCGGCGAGAUCCGGCAAGGGACGAUGGAUCUACAUGUACAUUAUAUGCGGUUCCAUAAAAACGAGGGAAUUCGCACAAUUACAUGCAAAGCUUGUGAAAGCGUAUUCACAACGACUACUCUCUUUCGAAACCACGCAAUGAAGGAAGAAUGCGAACUCGCGGUUCAAAAUUCUCGGAUCCAACAAGACAUCUACUAUGGUGAACUGCCAGAUGGUACAGUCAUCGACAACGCGACCCUCAACCGCUUGAACUUUUUCCGCAAAAGACAAGACGAGAGAGAGCAGAUGAAAUCGGUGACAGUCGAAAUGGGCGGAGUCAAAAAAGAAAUAGUUCAGCAGCCGGAGCAGAACGGGAAAGAACCGCCAGCAGCUGGAUCGUCGAGCCACGAUUCGGAAAUUUUUGAUGACUCGAAUUCGUUGAUUCAGACAGAGUUUGGACUGAAGAAUCUCGCAGAAUUUAAAACCACUCGAGCUGUGAAACGAGAAAUCGAUGAUGGCAAUGAUAAUGAGUUCGAUAGCAUUAAAAAAGAGCGAGUCUUGAUGGCGCAGAAUGGUUAUUAUAGUAAUCAUCAACAACAACAGCAUUAUCCGAUGACAACUCAAUCUCAGCAGCAACAAAAUGACUGGUCAUCAAACUUCGUCUAUCCACCGCCCACAUACGGUUAUGAUCCGCUCAUUGGGACGUAUCCAGAUUUCCAACCAACACAACAAGCUCUCGGAUUGAGAUCCUAUGUGCCAUAUCAAAAUGCAUUCUAUCCGCCGAUGUCUUCUGUGAACGAUCUCCCAUACAUCAAGCAAGAGAUUGUGACGAGUGAUGUGAAGCAUGGGGAAGACGGUAACUUUGGUCCGUAUCAAACUCAUGACCCUCUCAAACAGGCAUCCGAAAUAGCCUCCGAUUUUCUGGUCAAUGAGCAACGUGACGUCGUUUUCGAGGAGCUGAAUAAGUUGGAUUUCGUGAUGCCAACAGACACAGAAAACGACAAUGACGACGAUGAUUUGGAUGGGAUAUUCAACUUCUCAGCCGUCUAG